Molecule: messenger RNA, 1730 nt
Organism: Trichoderma harzianum CBS 226.95
Lineage: Eukaryota; Fungi; Ascomycota; Sordariomycetes; Hypocreales; Hypocreaceae
Exons: 2
Coding region: 65-1657 (530 amino acids)
Biological process (GO): regulation of DNA-templated transcription
Molecular function (GO): histone acetyltransferase activity
Source: RefSeq, a predicted model, not a curated record
GCCGCUCCCGCCUGGCUCCAGAGUUGCGGCGGCUGCCCCAAUUCCUCCCAAGCGGACAGCUGCCAUGGCCGAGAUGAGCAAUAGUGCCCCUUCCAAGGAACGUAGGCGGCCCUCGGAUCUGGUUGCGCCCGAGAUCACGUACCACGUUCCUCAGGCGAAUCAGCAUGGCCGACAGUCUUCAUUGGUGAGGCCUCACGGACCCUCGGCGCCGCCUCCAAGACUAGAUAAGAUGGGGCCGGCACCAAUGGUAAUCACACCAGUGCUACCUCCUAAGCCGCCGACGCUGCCCGUGUCUGAUCGGCCGCCUCCGAGGACAGAUCGUAACAUCGACAAGGUUGUUUUGGGGAACCUAUGUUUCCGCACGUGGUAUCCGAGCUACUACGGUAAAGAGGUUCUAGGAGCUACAUCAGGCAAUGCGAAGGGCGGCAGCAAGGACGGGCUUCUUGACGCCGCUGGAAAGGGGCCGUCAAAGAAAGAGAAAGACGGCCUACCCAUGCUAGAGAGGCUAUACGUCUGUCCUAGCUGCUUCAAGUAUGCCAAAGAGCUCGUGGCUUGGUGGGGUCACGUCAAACUGUGCCAGCAGCGAGCUCAUGUCCCGGGGAACAAGAUAUAUGUACAUCCCAAAGGCAGGCGGACCGUGUACGUUGCGCAGGAUGGCAGUCGAGGUCCAGGACAGAAAAAGCGGCGAGGAGAAGGAAAUAUACGCUACGUUGAGGAAGUUGUUCAGGACGAGGGAGAAUGGAGCCUCUGGGAGGUGGAUGGAGAGCAGGAUGUGCUCUUCUGCCAGAAUCUGUCCCUCUUUGCGAAGCUCUUCCUAGAUAACAAGUCUGUUUUCUUUGACGUGACAGGCUUCAACUACUUCUUAUUGGUAUACACACCACCAAGCGUGGCAACGCCAUCCGGUGUGCCUGUUCCCCCUGUGACGCCGCAAAUCACAGGCUUCUUCUCAAAAGAGAAGAUGUCUUGGGACAACAAUAACCUAGCGUGCAUCCUCAUAUUCCCUCCGUGGCAACGCAAGGGACUCGGUGCCCUCCUAAUGGGCGCCUCCUACGAAAUCUCGCGAAGGGAAGGCAUCAUGGGCGGUCCUGAGAAGCCUAUAUCUGAUUUGGGCAAGAAGGGAUAUCAGCGGUUCUGGGCCGGAGAGAUUGCCCGCUGGCUGCUUAGCCUGGACGUUUCGCAGACGGAUCAGGAAAAAGGCCAGGAGACGCUUGUUGACGUGGAGGACUGCAGUCAAGCGACAUGGAUUACACCAGAGGACUGCUUGGGUGUGUUAAGAGACAUGGGUGUUGUGGAGGAUGCUGGCGUGGGGCCUGGAAAGCCAGAGCCUUUAGAAGACCAGCAAGUUCAUCUAUCUGAAGAAGACAAGAAGAAGAAACAAGCAGCAGCAGCCACUGAGGAAGAUGCGGCGAAACAGAACAUCAAAGGAGCAUCGGCCGAGGCGGAAGAUGAGAAGCAAAAGCCCAAGCCAGCCGUCAAGCAAGUCCCGCGAGUCCGAAUCGACAAGGAGGCAGUGCGGCGAUACGUGGCUGCUCAUCGGCUGCUUUUGGAGAAGACGUGUGAUUCGGAUGGCUUCAUAGAGGGAUAUGCAAUGAAGACGGCGGAGAAGGCAGCCAGCGAAAGUGCUGAAUCUAGAGACGAGGCUUCGGCAAGAGGAUAGAGGAUAAAGGAUGCGGAUGGGCCUUGGCGCAAUGGGACUUACAAUGAUACCCCCCUUUUGAUUUUUUUUCUAC